Molecule: messenger RNA, 1692 nt
Organism: Thermochaetoides thermophila DSM 1495
Lineage: Eukaryota; Fungi; Ascomycota; Sordariomycetes; Sordariales; Chaetomiaceae
Product: transcription factor iiia-like protein
Exons: 1
Coding region: 1-1692 (563 amino acids)
Biological process (GO): regulation of transcription by RNA polymerase II
Cellular component (GO): nucleus
Source: RefSeq, a predicted model, not a curated record
AUGAAACGAAAGGCCCCCGACGAGGACGCCGGCCUUGGGCCUGCGAAACGACAGCAGACAGAAGACCAACAACAUUCAGAGUUCACAGCUAUUCUGCUCCCAGCUUCCCGGCCGUCCUCGACUUCAGCAGCAUGUACACCAGCUUUAGCGCGAGAGGAAGCGACGGUACUUCCCCUAUCAACCCCAGCUUCAGCAGACUCAGCCGCUUCGACACCCCCAGCCGACCAAGAUGACAAUGAGACCGUCAUCUCCUCCAUCCACCCUGCCUGUGAACCCCCAACACCAGCCUCGACUGUCCCAGCCUCAACGAUUACUGGUACCACCGCUAAACGAACUCGUCGCUUUCCUUCCGACCUGAAGACUAUCCCCUGCACCUACCCCAACUGCCCCAAGACCUUCAACCGACCUGCCCGGCUGGCAGCCCAUUUGCGGUCUCACACUAACGACCGCCCCUUCGCUUGCCCCUACGAAGGCUGCACAAAAACCUAUCUCGAAGAAAAACACCUCACGCAACACAUCAAGGGCUCUCACACCCAUGAACGGAAGUACGUGUGCCAGGUGCCCAACUGCGGCAAGGCGUUCGUCACGGCCACCAGAUUGCGUCGGCAUGCGGCUGUGCACGAGGGGCAGGAGAGAUUUAGGUGCAGGGGGUACGAGGGAUGCAGUGCGAGUUUUAGGAAGCAUCAGACGUUGGCACGACACAUUCGGGUCGCACAUCUUGGGCUACAGCCCUUCGUUUGCGGAGUGGAGGGCUGCGAGGCCGGGUUUGAUAGUGCGGGGGCCCUGCGGCGGCAUACAGACCGCGAGCAUGGGGAGAUUAAGUUCUGGUGCGAGGAAUGCGGCAAGGACGAGGGUGAAGAUGGUGAAGGAGGAGGAGGUCGCAGGGUUGGGUUCCGGACGUUGCUCCAGCUCCAGGCACACAUGCGCAAGGAACACGUCAACUGUGUCUUCUGUGACGUCCGUUGCAGCAGCCAGGCUGAGUUAGAGCGGCACAUCGAUAUGUACCACUCCGGCACGACGGUCGAAGACCGGAAAACAGUCGCCUGCACAUGGGAAGGCUGCAACAAGAAAUUCACACGAGUGUCCAACCUCAACGUGCACAUCCGGACCGCCCACCAAGGCGUGCGCUUCGUGUGCGGACAAGUCGACACGUUCACCACACCAGACAUCACAGACUGGAACUGGAAAGAAGAAGGUUGCGGGCAGGCGUUUUCGAGCCGGCUCAAGCUGGAAGAGCACGUGCGGUAUGUGCAUUUGGGUAGGAAGCGACCGCCCGCGACAUAUACGAUCAAGUCGGCGCGACCGGGGGAGACGGAUGAAAUGUCGGCUGCGGUACCGACAAGGACGAUUGCGUGCUCGGUGGAUGGGUGUGUGGCAAGGUUUGUGAGGCAUCAUGACUUGGAGAGACAUCUGGAGGCGGUACACUUCAGUCAGCUAGAGCUGGGGGGACAGGAAGAGGCGGUGAUGAUGCCAGAUGGCGCAGAUGGAGUUGGUCAGCCUGCUCAGGAGACUACCAUCGAUCCGCGGCUGCAAGGGCUGCAGGGAGGAGAUGCGGCUGCUGUGGCGAGUAACGAGCCCUUCUGGAUCGAGUCAGCUACUCCAGCUGACGACCAGGCUGGGUUUGACAACGAGUGGGCUGAGAUGCGCCGGCUGAUUGACCUCGAUGCGUUGAUGGACGCACGAUCUGAGUGA